UUUUCUAUGUCAGUAAAGAUUUUUGAUUAUUUUCGAUUUCUUUUCCAGCCUUCCUUUUUCGUGGUUUACAACAUGGUCACUACAGAGGUGAUUGCUGUUUUUGAGAACACAUCCAAUGAACUAUUGGAACUAUUUGAAAAUUUCUGUGACCUGUUCCGGAAUGCUACGCUUCACAGUGAGGCUGUUCAGUUCCCCUGUUCUGCUUCAAGUAAUAAUUUUGCAAGACAGAUACAGCGCAGGUUUAAAGACACUAUUGUGAAUGCAAAAUAUGGAGGCCAUACAGAAGCAGUAAGGAGGUUGCUUAGCCAACUGCCUAUCAGUGCCCAGUCCUACAGUGGAAGCCCUUAUCUUGAUUUGUCACUCUUCAGCUAUGAUGACAAGUGGGUGUCUGUCAUGGAGAGACCUAAAACUUGUGGGGAUCACCCAAUCAGAUUUUAUGCUAGAGAUUCUGGUCUUCUGAAGUUUAAAAUCCAGGCUGGGCUUCUUGGACGACCAAUCAACCACACAGUGCGCAGACUUGUGGCAUUUACGUUUCAUCCAUUUGAGCCGUUUGCUAUUUCGGUGCAGAGGACGAAUGCAGAAUAUGUGGUCAACUUCCACAUGAGACAUAACUGCACAUAAACAAGACAAAGAAAGCUGCCCAUUGCCUUACCCCUUAGACUUUUUAAUACAAAUACCAAAGCAGAAUAUUUCUUUAUGUGUUACAGUAUUUUGUUAAUGAAUGAAAGUCUGACGCUUUUAGACUCUCUUAUUUCUACAUUCAAAUGCAUUUUUCUGUUAAGGUUAAAAAUAAAACUCACCACUUUGUCUCCAUUUUUUAAUAUGUGUAUUGUGUACACGAUUAUAAAUAGAUUUAACUAAAUGAUCCACAUUUGAGUGGCCUGGCACUUAAAGCUUAAAGGGCCACUAAACCCAAAAUCUUUCUUUCAUGAUUCAGAUAGAGAAUACAAAUUUAAACAACAUUACAAUUUACUUCCAUUAUUUAUUUUGAUUCAUUUUUUAGAUAUCCUUAGUUAAAGAAAAAGCAAUGCACAUGGGUGAGCCAAUCACACGAGGCUUCUAUGUGCAGCAACCAAUCAGCAGCUACUGAGCAUAUCUAGAUAUGCUUUUCACCAAAGAAUAUCAAGAGAAUAAAACAAAUUAGAUAAUAGAAGUAAAUUUGAAAGAUGUUUAAAAUUACAUUGUCUUUCUAAAUCAUGAAAGAAAAAAUGUGGGUUUCAUGUCCCUUUAAGAAAUGUCUGUUUUCUUCAUAGCUGUUGGUUACUGUCCUACAGAGAGAAAUUUGUUUUUGCUAAAUUCUUAAAUAUACAUGAAUUGAACUUUAUUUGCAUCUUCCACUAUAAUUUUCUACUACUUUCUGUGCAUAAUUUCAGAUGUUAAUUUAAGCACCAGCCUAUCCGACUGUAAGGCACCUCUUAGAAUCUUAAAGUGAUGGUAAAUCCUAGUGUUUGUGAAAUGCUAGGAUUUACCAGUAGAUCAAAUAAAGGGGACUUUCAGUCAUGAAGUAUAAAAUACUUCAUUCUGAAGUUCCUUUAAUUGUCUGAAGCGUUCGCCGUGCUGAGCACCUCAGGCAGCCCACAACAGAACACUAUUUUGCUGUGAGGGGACGUUUCCACCUCGUAGCCAAUAGCCGUACAAGCUAUUCGGCAUGGCGCCAGCUGCUCUUCAUAAUUUAAAAAUUAUUUGAUAUCUGAUGAACCUACACAAACAAUGUUUCUAUUGUAUUUUUUAUUACAUUUACUAAUAUAAUUUAAAUGUUAUACAGUGGAGCUGAACUUCUGAGUUCCUGAAAUUAUGCGCUUUGGCUGUUUACAUUUUAAACUACAUUUUGCUACAGCUGUAAGUUUGAAGAUUGUAAUGAAUAAUGGUGCUAACAUUUGCAUAAUGUAUUGAAUAUUUUUUUUUUUAAAUGUCUUUCUUUCUCAACUUAUUUUUAUUUUUACACUUUGCAAAUUACCUUUCUUUAUUGCUUGUACAGUAACAGUGAUAUUGCCAAUACCCUAAAAGCCAAAUGUGAGAGUAAUAUGGUCAAGAUACAAUUUGUUAAGGUUUAUGAACUAUUUUCCUCUUUAUUGUAUUUUUAUGAAGAGAUCAACAAUUUUUAUUUUUGUUUUAAUAUUUCAGCAUUAUCAUGAAUUAAGAUGUGCAGGUUUUCAUAUUAAAGUUUAAAGAAGCCUAUAAAAAGUUUUUUUUUUAUUUGUAUUUUUUUCCUUUACUGCAGCAGCUGUCACUUUAAACAUUAUUGUUUCUAAAACUACCUCUGCAUUCACAAUUGUGAAAGUUAGCUGCAAUCUUUUAUUUUCUUAACAAAGUAUCCUUUCUUUAAAAAUGCUAUAUUGUUUUCAGUUCUGCAUUUGUGCCUUAUAUCAACAAACACUGAAUCACUGAAACCUCAUUUUUUUUUUUUUUUCUUUAGUUUAUAUUCCAUUGGUUGCAAAACAAUGACAGGUGAUGGGAUAAACCUAAUGUUUUGUCUCUCCCUGUUGAUUCUAUCACCAAUCAGGAUGCACAAAAAAUGGAAAUGUCCUUUUCAUUUAAUAUUGUUAAUACCCUUUCUGGAUUUCUGAAAUAAGUGACUAACAAUAAAACAAUGUUUGCCUAUUACUGUUUAUUUUAUUACAGUAGUUUUAGAAGGUAAGAUUUCUUUUUUCUUCUGAUUUUAUAUAUCCUAUUAAUUCAGCCAGACCUAAUCUACUCCACCUAAGUCAUCUUUUGUAUAUCUUCUUUACAAUAAACGUGAAGGUCUUAAAAUCAGGUGAAACUAGAAUACAUAACCUGUGUAGAGAAUGAGGAAUAACCUUGUAACCUUUUGUAUUUAGAAAUGCUAUAAAAGCAAAUGUAGAGUCUCUUUAGAUGACACAAUAUAUUUCAUACUGAGCAGAAAUCCAUUUUCUGCAAAACCUCUUACAUAAAGAUCCUUCCAACCUUACAUCUCUGUGCCUCGAGGUUUACCGGCAAAUCUUUCUCUAUUCAGUGUGCAUCUUUGUCUUUUGAAGGUGAAAACUGCGUGGGUGUGAUCACGCUAAACAAGUAUAUUUUUGUAAAAAAAAAAUCCUAUAAUCCUCUUGUGAUAGCAACUGAUAUUUUCUAACCUGAUUAGCUUGUCGUCAUAUACUUUUUUAUUUCAAAAUUAUGUCCUCUGUGAAGAUUAAGCUUUUUUAUGUUGUACAAAAUGCAUAUGCAGUACCUUUUGUAUUUACUCUGUUAAAUUUAAGUAGAAAAAUGUUUGGUUUGCAUGCAGGCUACAUUAUUGUACCUCUUGUGUAAAGACUGGUAAGAUAUUUAUGUUUUAAUUUAAAUAAAGUUUAUAAAUUACAGAA
Molecule: messenger RNA, 3320 nt
Organism: Bombina bombina (fire-bellied toad)
Lineage: Eukaryota; Metazoa; Chordata; Amphibia; Anura; Bombinatoridae
Gene: DET1
Product: DET1 partner of COP1 E3 ubiquitin ligase
Exons: 3
Coding region: 7-621 (204 amino acids)
Biological process (GO): positive regulation of proteasomal ubiquitin-dependent protein catabolic process; protein ubiquitination
Cellular component (GO): cullin-RING ubiquitin ligase complex; nucleus
Molecular function (GO): ubiquitin protein ligase binding; ubiquitin-like ligase-substrate adaptor activity
Source: RefSeq, a predicted model, not a curated record